CCUGCCGGUUACGCGCAUCUAAGCUCAGCUGCACAACGCUAUGUCAGAUAGCAAGAUGUAUUUUACAUGCUAAUGCUUAUAUUUAUUCUUCUUUUUAUAAUCUUUUAAGAACUGAGGUGGUUUAAAAGUACUUUGUUUAAGAGACGUGAUGAUUGGCGACUUUGAAACUCAUGUCGUUCGAUCCAGUGGCGAUCUAUGGUCUGAGGUUUGCUCCAGUCUGCCACAGCCUCGGGAAUUUGAAGAUGGACAAUUUACAGACUCAUUUCAGCCCUCAGCACAAGAGUCCCCUCAUCCAAACUCGCCCAGAGCGUCUUUAAAUCCCUGGGAACCAAUGGCUGACUCUGACGUUUACAUAGCCAGUUUAGAAAAUCGGUUGAAGAGAAUCAAGGGACUGUCAAAUGAGGUAACAUCAAGACAAAUGCUGCGUUCAUUGUCCCAGGCAAAAAAGGAAUGCUGGGAUAGAUUCCUCCAUGAUGCCGAAGCCUCAGAACUGUUUCAGGAAGGAACUUUUGAUCAAAGUGCUUUGGAGCAGUUCAAACGCUGGGUGUCUCCUGAAAAGGUGGCCAUCAAUGCAGAAGAGCUGGAGUACCUUCUCCUGCCCACACAGAACAGCGAGAUUCCUGCCAACUCUCCCCAAACUGCUGAGCCAUGUGAGGAGGAAGAGUGCCCAAGCCCAGAAAAAUAACCAUAUCACAGAAAUAAUGUGCAGUUUGCUUUACUAUUCAGCCGUUUUAGGGAGGAUGAGUAUAAGGGGGGUCUUGCUGUGGAAAGCAACCUGAUAUUGUGAUUCAAUUCUAGGGGAUCAUUCUAUAAGGAGCACAAGUAAUCAUUUACUAGCACCCAAACUAACAAAUGCUUUAGUGUGAAGUAAUGGGAAAUAAAGGCAUUGACUAAUCAGGAACAAAUAAAUGCAAACAAAUGGAAUCAUCGUCACCUUUAGCAUAAUUUAGCAAAGCUGUUAAAAACACUUUGACUUGAUACUUUGUAUUAGUAUUGUUAGGUUUAGUUCCUUAUUAGUCUAUGCCUUUAUUAACUGUAAGUUCAUGUAGAUGAUGCAAUAGUAAGGGUUACUUGUGGCCCUAUAGUAAUUGUUACUCAGUUGUUUUUCAAAAAUAAAUUAAUGUGUACUCGGAUGUCCACAUCUCUCAAUAGUAUCUAUGCAUUUGUGCAUGCUUUUCUUCAUACAUCGUCCUAACUGCUAGACGUGUUCACAGGAUUGAACACAAGAGGAUUCAAAUAGAAGAAAUUACUGUGAUUAUAUGAGUAAAUCUUUACUGUGUCAUCAUGUGACGUUCCACAAAAUGUCUUAUUUUAUCAUUUGCUACUCAAUUCAAAUGAAUAUCAUUGUUUCUUGCUCUUGUCAUGCUUAAUUGAAAAUGACACUGUUAUACAUUAACCUAAACAUUGUUUUGGUGACGUUAUUACAUAUGUUUCAUGUAUAAUUAUAAUUUCUAUCCAUGUCAAGAUUGUUUCAGACAGAAACCAACACACAGGUCAAUAUACUAGAUAACCACUUGGUUAAAGGAUGAUGAGCUCAAUAUGUUAGUGACUUCACUUUUACUAAAAAUCAUUUUAAAUUACAAUAAAAUGACAAAGUUGCGAUAAUGAGA
Triplophysa dalaica is the source of this 1610-nucleotide messenger RNA. It is a transcript of the gene ccdc32, whose product is annotated as coiled-coil domain containing 32. The record is from RefSeq and is a predicted model, not a curated record. Gene Ontology annotation, biological process: cilium organization. NCBI's taxonomy places the organism in Eukaryota, Metazoa, Chordata, Actinopteri, Cypriniformes, Nemacheilidae. Bases 149 to 685 code for a protein of 178 amino acids. The transcript is spliced from 4 exons.